Messenger RNA from Lathyrus oleraceus (garden pea), 1662 nucleotides. RefSeq lists its product as uncharacterized. The transcript has 3 exons. The record is from RefSeq and is a predicted model, not a curated record. Lineage: Eukaryota; Viridiplantae; Streptophyta; Magnoliopsida; Fabales; Fabaceae. The coding region runs from base 1 to 1662 and encodes 553 amino acids.
AUGUCUCAACAAUCCAACUCUUCUCCUUCCAAGAACAUGCCUUGUUCUCCUAGCGCUGAACCAAGCAACCCUAACAGAGAAGAUCCUGUUGCUGACUCUAUGAAUACCCCACAUGCAAGAAGACCUAAAGAAACUGUAUCAGGCUUCUCCUCAUCCAUCAUUCUUGAUGAACGAACCAAAGAAGGUUCCAGGUAUGUUCACAAUUCCAUUGCCACUAUAGUGACUAGAAUACUGUCUGGAAAUCAUGAGGUCCCUGGGGUUUCCAUUCCCUUAAACACUAUUGAACCUGAUAGUGUUGUUGAUCAAGAAAAUACUGAGUCUUUAGGAAAGAAUAUCUUUGAUGAUGUUGAGCAAACUGAUGCCCAUAAGGAGGCAAAUGUUGACAAACCCUUAGAUAAUGUGGCUGGUGAGGAAGCUCAUGUCACUCAUGAUGUCAGUGACAACCCUAACUGUGAGGCUGAAACAGUAGACCUGGAGGAAUUUUCUGAUAAUGAGUUGUUGUCCUUUGUCCUCCCUAGCAUAGCCAAAAGGGUUAGGACUAGGAGAGAAAAGAAAAUUGUGGCUCAAAGGUCCCCUAGAAAGAAGAUUGAUGUUCCAACCUCUUCCAAGACAACGGUGGCAGUCGAGAGUUCCCUCAAGAGGAAAGUUCAUGGUCCAACCAAAUCUUGGAGCAAAGUGACGAAGCCAACCACUAGCAAGCUUGCAGCUAGUGUCCCUGAGGUACCAAUUGACAACAUAUCUUUUCAUUUUGCUUCAAGUGUAAACAGGUGGAAAUAUGUUUAUCAGAAGAGGCUGGCUUUGGAAAGGGAAUUAGCUCAGAAUGUCCUAGACUGUAAGGAUAUUAUGGAUCUUAUUCAAGAGGCUGGUUUAAUGAAGACUGUGACUCAGUUUUCAAAGUGCUAUAAGAUGUUGGUAAAGGAAUUUAUUGUUAACUUGUCUGAAGAAUGUGUUGAUGGCAAGUCUAAGGAAUUCAGGAAAGUGUAUGUGAGAGGCAAGUGUGUAAGGAAGUGGCCUCUCAAAGGAAAAUUGGUGGCAAGUAAACUGAGUGUCAAGUAUGCAAUGCUGCACAAGAUUGGAGCUGCUAACUGGGUGCCCACCAAUCAUAAAUCUACAGUUGUUGUAAUGCUUGGAAAGUUUAUAUAUGAUGUUGGAACCAAAGCCAAAUUUGACUAUGGCUCCUAUAUUUUUUAUCAAACUUUGAAGCAUGCGGGAAGCUUCAGUGUGAAGGGUCCUAUAGCCUUUCUUUCUCUCAUCUGUGGUAUUGUUUUGAAUCAGUUUCCAAACAUCUUAACUGAGAAUGAUUCUGUGAAGAAAAAAGACAACCCUAUGUCUUUCAAUCAUAAGUUAUUCCUAGGUACCCAUGUCCCUGACAUUGUCAUGACAUCAGGUGAGACAUCACGUGUAAGCAAUCAGCCAGGUAAAGUUGAUGUCAUUGCAAUGCUCAAAGAAACCUGCAGGGAAUUAGAGGCAAGGAAGGUGAACUUGGAAAAAUUGAUUAGCUCUUUGGAGAUGACUGAAGGUGAUGUGCUAGCUGAUGGUGGAGAAUUUGGUGAAGUUGUUGUUGUUGCAGAAGAAGCUGAAAGACAAGGUGAAGAGGGAGAAGCAGAUGCCAGUCCUGAUGAUGGCACAAAUGAUGAUGCUGACUCUGAGUCAGAUGACUAG